GGCGCAGGAGGGGGGCGCAGACCCCGCGACCCACCAGGGCGCAGGAGGGGGGCGCCGCGCAGGAGGGGCGCAGACCCCAGCGGGGAAGGCGCAGGGAACGUGCCCCGGGCGCCCAUGAGUGUUGCCCAGGGAGCCGAGCUCUUCCCGGGCUCCGGGGACCUCCCCGAGCAGGCGAUGGCCGAGCUGAAGUCCCUGGGCAGCGACCCCUACCUGGCCCUGGCUCAGAGCUACGGCCAGUCCGCCUUCGCCUACGGGCCGGGGCGCGGCGCGGCGGAGAGCCCGCGGGGCUACGCGGGCGGCGGCGGGGCUUUCCACCCCGCCCCGCUGGGCAAGUCGGCGGAGAGCAGCGGCGAGCAGAGCGGGGACGAGGAGGACGCCUUCGAGCCGGCCAAGGGGAGCCCGGCGUACGAGCGGGACGGCAAACUCCCGGCGGGCGCCCUGGGGAAGAAGCCCAAGGAGCAGCGCUCGCUGCGGCUCAGCAUCAACGCCCGGGAGCGCCGGCGGAUGCACGACCUGAACGACGCGCUGGACGGGCUGCGCUCGGUCAUCCCCUACGCCCACAGCCCCUCGGUGCGGAAACUCUCCAAAAUCGCCACCCUGCUGCUGGCCAAGAACUACAUCCUCAUGCAGGCGCAGGCCCUGGAGGAGAUGCGGCGGCUAGUGGCCUAUCUGAACCAAGGGCAGGCCCUCAGCACCCCUCUCCCUGCCACCCUCAACCCCUUCGGACAGUCAGCUGUGUACCCCUUCUCGGGCACCGCCCUGCCCAGCUGCCCCGAGAAAUGCACGGCCUUCCCCGGGACCACCUCCUCGCUCUGCAAACACUUUGGCAGUCUAAGCAAAAUAAAUGAUGAAGUCAAUGUAAGGUGUAAAGAAACAUCAUUUGGAUUAGACUGGUGGAAGUUAGAAGACCAGUUUAUCUGUUUUUGUGUGUCAAGGCAAAGAGAGAGCGAGAUGAGACUCAAAAUUUCUGGCUACGGUGGCUUGAGGCAUAAGAAGAUCAAGAAGUCUUCCGCCAGCCACACACUGACAGUGAAUGAAUGAGUGGCUCAAGAUAUUUGAACCCAGGACCUUGUUGAUUUGCAGCUGUUUGCUGUAAUCAGUCGAUUACACUGCUUUUUCAAUAAUAUCGACACUGACAAUCGUUUUUUCCUCCCUCUCUCUCUGCCUGGGUAGAAUAAAGACGUUGUACUGGUGCUGUGUCACACACAUCACCCCAUGGCAUCUUUUCCACCAAAGACAUCCAGGGAAAAGGGGGUGUGGCUAGGUCCCUGCUUCCCAGUAAUCCCCUGAUGCUAGAACAGCCCCUUACAGAUCUGAGGCAGCUUGAACUUGCACUGGAGACCAGCUAGUUCCCAAACAUCCCCAUCAAAGGAGUGUAAAGGUGGCUUAAAGAAGCCACCUGUUGCCUUUCCAUCCCUCUGGUCUUGCAUUGACCACAACUGAGCCACACCAGCGGAUUUGGGCCAGAAUUUUUAA
Messenger RNA from Mauremys mutica (yellowpond turtle), 1476 nucleotides. RefSeq names its product basic helix-loop-helix family member e23 (gene BHLHE23). Gene Ontology annotation, molecular function: protein dimerization activity. The transcript has 4 exons. Bases 115 to 1041 code for a protein of 308 amino acids. NCBI's taxonomy places the organism in Eukaryota, Metazoa, Chordata, Testudines, Geoemydidae. The record is from RefSeq and is a predicted model, not a curated record.